Molecule: messenger RNA, 3255 nt
Organism: Diachasmimorpha longicaudata
Lineage: Eukaryota; Metazoa; Arthropoda; Insecta; Hymenoptera; Braconidae
Product: mitochondrial intermediate peptidase
Exons: 6
Coding region: 295-2379 (694 amino acids)
Biological process (GO): peptide metabolic process
Cellular component (GO): mitochondrion
Molecular function (GO): metalloendopeptidase activity
Source: RefSeq, a predicted model, not a curated record
UACUAGUCGCCGAUGUACUCAGCUGCAAAUUUCGUGAAGUCUUCUUCGGUGAAGGCUGUUGUCUGAUUCUCCUGAGGUUUCUCGACAGAUCCAAGAGAUUGUUUCACUGCUCGAUUAAAUAACUAGGGGUUUAAAAAAAGAUUGGCGGCUGAAAAUUUCGCCAUGACAAAUCAUUCGUCACAAGAGAAGGAAAACCGGUGAAGAGUAGUGUAACCUUUUUAUAAAAGGCAUCAUUAUAUAUUAUAUUUAUUAUUGAAAUUGCAAGCAACUAGAGCAAUACUUGAAAUUAUUGAGAUGUGGAGGGUUUUACGAAGAAAUGCGAAAUCUAUUGUGCGGAGAGAGAGGAGUGUCACCACCUGGUCCCCUUUGGCGAAGAUCUUCAAUGCAGGAGUCAGUGAAGAUGUUGGCAUCUCGGAGAAAAAUGUCGGUUUAUUCGGCAUGCAGGAGCUGGAGUGCGCCCAAGGUUUUCAUGACCUGAAAGUUCAGGCAGCCUCCGACUCAGCCCGCUUGAUAGACGAAGCCACGAGUCCCCAGAGAACCCGAAAGAUGGUUCAGAUUUUUGACGAUUUGUCUGACUCUCUAUGCCGGGUCGCAGACCUGGCGGAGUUCGUAAGAAUCGCUCAUCCUGAGCCUCAAUUUGCCGAGGCAGCCGAAGACGCCUGCUUCGAGGUUAGUGGAAUUGUCGAGAAACUGAACACUCACAGAGGACUGUACAACGCACUUUUGAGAGUUGUCGAAGACGGGGAUAUUCAAAGCACAACUGAAAUUGAUAGGCACGUCUCCAAACUGUUCCUAUUCGACUUCGAGCAAUGCGGUAUACAUCUCCCUGAGACACUCAGGCAAGAAGUCGUGGCUUUGAAUGCUCACAUCUUGCAGGUAGGCCAGAAGUUUAUGACGGGUGCUGUAAGCCCACGAGCUGUUCAAGGUAACGUUUUACCUGAGCAUAUCAGGCACUACUUUAUGAAGGACGACGGACAGAUUCUCGUUCACGGCCUCUACACAGACUCAGCGAAUUCCCUGGCUCGUGAGGCAGCGUACAAAAUUUUUUUAAACCCCAGUAAUGAGCAGGAGCAUCUUCUAAAGGAACUGUUGAAUGCCAGGCACCGAUUGGCGAGGGUCUGCGGGUUUCCCACAUAUGCCCACAGGGCGAUCAAGGGGAGCACAGUGGAAACGCCAGAGGUUGUGUGUGAUUUUUUGGGGAUCAUGAAUGAGGAGUUGAGGAGCCGGGCUCAAGAGGACUUCGAUAUAAUGAGGGAUAUGAAGAAGAAAGAGUCGCAGGGGCAGCCGAGUCAGGACCUCAUGCCUUGGGAUACGAGUUAUUUCAGCUCCAAGGCGAAGAAGGGCUGGUUCAAUAUCUGCAAUAGUGAGUUUAUGCCAUAUUUUUCACUGGGGGCCUGUAUGGACGGCCUCAAUAUUUUGACGCAAUCGCUGUACGGAAUCAGGCUCGAGUCCCGGCCGCUGGAGCACGGCGAGGCCUGGAGCCCGAACAUUCAUAAGCUAGCGGUGGUCUGCAAGAAUGAUGGAGUCCUCGGGUUUAUUUACUGCGAUUUCUACGAGAGGGAGGGAAAACCCAAUCAGGACUGCCAUUUUACUAUUCGUGGGGGAAGAAUACUGCCGGAUGGCUCUUAUCAGAAUCCUGUAGUGGUGCUCAUGCUGUCUCUACCAUCUCCACGGUGGUCAUCUCCCUGUCUUCUUACUCCGUCAUCAGUCGACAAUCUGUUCCACGAAAUGGGGCACGCAUUGCACUCGAUGCUGGGCAGAACUCAGUACCAGCACGUGACCGGAACUCGCUGUAGUGCAGACUUCGCAGAAGUCCCCAGUGUUCUCAUGGAGUACUUCGCCAGUGAUCCCAGAAUAGUCAGAAUGUUCGCCAAACACUAUCAGACCCAGGAAACGAUGCCUCAGGAGAUGUUGGAUAAACUUUGUGCCUCGAAAAACGUCUUCGCGGCGUCGGAUCUCCAGGUACAGGUGUUCUAUAGCAUGUUGGAUCAGGUUUAUCACUCAAAGCCCCUGGAAACGUCCAGCACGGACAUCUUGACUGGCAUUCAGAAAGAUUAUUAUGGACUUCCUUAUGUUGAUAAUACGGCCUGGCAGCUGCGAUUUUCCCACCUUGUCGGCUACGGGGCAAAGUACUACUCCUACCUCAUAUCCAGAGCAGUCGCUUCCUGGAUCUGGCAGACAUAUUUCCAAGCAGAUCCCCUGAGUCGUUCGGCUGGUGAAAAAUACAGGAGGGAGUGCCUAGGUCACGGUGGAGGUAAACCACCCUCAAAAGUGGUAUCUGAUUUUCUAAAUAAAGAAGCAAGUGCCGAAAACUUCGUCAAAUCCCUAAUCGCUGAAAUCGACGUCAAAAACAACCUCAUCAAAUCCAUCAAAAAAUAAUUAAUUACUAGUCAUUUGUAUAAAAUAGCCCACUGUACAGAAUUAAAUAUUAUCAUCGACAAUAACUUUGGUGUAGAAUUUUUUUUUCGUUGUUUUUUUUUAUUACAAGUACGGAUGCUUUUUUGAUUGACUUAUUCUAUUUACAUUUUUUUUUCUCUUGACAAAUUUCUACGAAAUAUUACACAAAAAUAAGUUCCUUGGUGCAGCUUACAAAAUUGAUUUCAAGUGCAACCGUAGUAAAAAAUACAACUCGACUGAAUUCUGGAUUGAAGUCGUGAUUGUCGAAUUAUUUCACAAAUCGGUAAUUAUGAACAAAAUUGUCAUAAAAUAUUUUUUACAAGUAAUUUAAUUAAGUGCAAAAAAAUAUAUGUCGUGUUCUAAUGAAUCAAAUUAAUUGGGAGAUAAAUAUCCUUUUAACUAUCGAAAUAUGCAUUUUCCCCCGCAGUUUAUGCGAGUGUGAACAAACAAAAUAGUUGUUUUAGCUUCAUCGAUUUGUAUUUGAUAUUACGAUAGGGAUUGUGAUUGUGAAAAUGGAAUUUUGCAGCAAAUUUAAGGAUUAUAAGAAAAAAGUAUCGACAUUUUCCUCAAAUCAUUCGUUUCUUACGAUUUUUAAGUUGUAAUUUACACUGAAUUUUUUUUUUUUCCCCCACGUUUCAAUCUUCCAAUUAGUAUUUCAAAAUUAAUGAAGGAAUCUAUAAUUUAUUCAAGACCAUAAAUUGGAGAAAUCCAAAGCCCGAAUAUUGAAGAAUCCUCAUCAUUUUUUUUUCACGUAAUCUCUCCGAUUUACUGCGCUCGUUGCUCGGGCAAACCUCACUCUCGACGUACGAUAUACUUCAGAAUAUAGUUGGCAGUAGAGUGGGGCGCACUCGCGAAAAG